Condylura cristata (star-nosed mole) is the source of this 1200-nucleotide messenger RNA. RefSeq names its product interleukin 15 (gene IL15). Lineage: Eukaryota; Metazoa; Chordata; Mammalia; Eulipotyphla; Talpidae. Gene Ontology annotation, biological process: positive regulation of T cell proliferation; positive regulation of tyrosine phosphorylation of STAT protein; positive regulation of immune response. Gene Ontology annotation, cellular component: extracellular region. The transcript is spliced from 7 exons. The record is from RefSeq and is a predicted model, not a curated record. The coding region runs from base 439 to 927 and encodes 162 amino acids. Gene Ontology annotation, molecular function: cytokine receptor binding; cytokine activity.
UGCUCCGUCACUCCUCGCGCGGGCUUUCCUCGCCAAACCUUUGUCCAGAGGCGCUCGGAUUGCUAGUGCCCUGGCCGGUGCCGCGCGGGUCCACCUGCGCCCCGCAGCUGCCCGGGAGCCCCGCGCUGGCAGUGCAGCCCGGGCGCGCAGGAGGCAUCGCUGGGCGCUGCCAGGCUGACUCCGCGCCUGGCAGGCUGCAGGCGAGGCGCGCGGGCUGCCAGCACCCAACUGCCUGUUCCGGGGAAGACGCCGUCGGGGCCGCCCGGCGCGGAGUCCUGCAGUUAAUCCAGCUCAGGAGGUUCAAGAAAGUCCACCUGGCGAUUCAGUGGCGCCUCGCUUCCCCUGGGCCGCACCGCGUUCUGGAUGGAUGGCUGCUCGGAGCUCAUCGCCAUAGCCCGCUCUUCUUCCGUACUGAAGGAUUGACGCUGGCCUUGAGUAAUGAGAAGUUCGAAACCAUAUUUGAGAGGUACUUCCAUCCAGUGCUGCUUGUGUUUGCUUCUCAACAGUCACUUUCUAGCUGAGGCCGGCAUUCAUGUCUUCAUAUUCAGCUGUAUCAGUGCCGGACUUCCUAAAACAGAGGCCAACUGGCACUUUGUAAUGGACGAUUUGAAAGUAAUUAAAAAUCUUAUUCAAACUAUACACAUCGAUGCCACUUUGUAUACUGAAAGUAAUGUUCAUUCUGAUUGUAAAGUCACAGCAAUGAAAUGCUUCCUCUUGGAGUUCCAUGUUAUUUCACAUGAGUCUGACAAUAAGAACAUUAAAAAAACCGUGGAAAACCUGAUCAUCCUGGCAAACAGCAGCUUAUCUUCUGAUGGGAAUAUAGCAGAAUCUGGAUGCAAAGAAUGCGAGGAACUGGAGGAGAAAAAUAUUACAGAAUUUUUGCAGAGCUUUACCCAUAUCGUGCAGAUGUUCUACAAUUCAUCCUGAUUGCCAUCGACCCUCUUCAGUGUUUCUUUUAUUAACAAACAACUUCCUGCUGCUUGGAAGCACACCCCUCCCCCACCCCCCCAACACUGCGCAUUUCACCACGCUGCCCGAACAUGUUUGUCCAGCAAGGAGAAGGUGGGCAUCUUGGGUCGGCUGAACUCUUAGAAAUGAAGGCUGCAAAGUGUUGUCUGACGUCUAUGAACUGUCUACAGAGUUAUUUGUCUCUAAUUUAUUAUUGAAAUUGUACAUAUUUGUAUACUAUUCGAUGUUAAA